AUGGCAGGGGUUGCCGAGGGGAGUAGCGCUCAAAGAGAAGUUGAGCCACAUGAGGUGCAGAACGAAGUACUCACUGCUGUAAUGCACGGCAACUGGGAAAAAGUUUUGGAAAUCUGCAAGACAAAUCCAUCUAUCUCGAUCAAGAUCAACGGGGUUGGGGAAACCAUUCUGCACGUUGCCAUCCAUGUGGGCAAUCAAUAUGGCGUCAUCCAGCUCAUGGAUCACAUGGAGAAGCUGGACAAAGGAAAAAUGGAGAAGAUCCUGCAGACGGGGAAUCAUUGGGGUAACACGCCGCUCCACCAAGCUGCAUUCAUGGGGAUGGAUAAGGUGUGCUCGUUCAUUGCCAGGCACUACUGCACCAAGAAGGUGGUGUGCUGCCGCAACAAGAUGGGUGAGACACCACUGCACGUGGCAGUGCUCCACGGCUGGAAGCGUGCCUUCUUCGCGCUUCAGAUGGUCAUGGAAGCAAAAGGCUGGAGAGCCGAGGAUUAUUGGAACACUGAUGGUGACACCAUCCUCCAUAGUGCUGUUGCUAGAGGACAUUUUGGUGAGUAA
Molecule: messenger RNA, 555 nt
Organism: Elaeis guineensis (African oil palm)
Lineage: Eukaryota; Viridiplantae; Streptophyta; Magnoliopsida; Arecales; Arecaceae
Molecular function (GO): protein binding
Source: RefSeq, a predicted model, not a curated record